Messenger RNA from Closterium sp. Naga37s-1, 3549 nucleotides. The record is from the annotation of a GenBank genome assembly. Lineage: Eukaryota; Viridiplantae; Streptophyta; Zygnematophyceae; Desmidiales; Closteriaceae.
AUGGAGGUUCUAGAGAGGGAGGGCCACAGCGGUCCCCCGUUAGUAGACCAUCUGCCGAUUCCCGAAACGGAGGAGCUGCUGCUGCACCCGCCUCCCGACUUCCACGCGUCGCACGACGGCGCUUUCUCCCCUUAUUCAGUGCGCUCUCCGCGCUCUCCGCAGCAACAGCCGCACUCUUCCCCCCCCGCCAGGCGCGCGCGGGGAUCGCGCGGUCAGUAUAGCGAGAUUAGCGAGGAGGAUUAUAGCGAGGAUGAGGACAACGAUGGGGAUAGCCUUUUGGAUCCGUCAGGGAAGCGAGGGAAGCGACGUCGACCGUUCGAUUUGGAUUUAGAUCGACCGCUGGGGCCUAGUUCGUAUUCGUCUUCGUCGCUCGCGUCGCUCUGCUCCGAUGCGAUUUGGCUCAGAUGGCCUGUAAUCGCAGCCGUUGCAGUAAUCAUCCUCGUUAUAAUCUUCCUCACUUCCCCUGCAGCAGUGUCCCCCACCACAACUACACCCCCAUCGGACGGCUCAGAUUCUUUUUAUCCGUCUGAUCUGGACGGCACAGGAACCGGCUCAUCGCGAGAACCUAGAGGUUACCAUCCGUUACCAGUCGACUCGUUUAAAGGCGUAGACGCGUCCACUCUAGAUCCGUCAACGUUACCGUCAGGCGGACGGGGAGCGGGUGGAGGUGAUUGGGGAACCGGCGCUGGCGGAAACUGGGGUGGCGGAAAACCGGGGGAAGACCCGCAAGAGGGGCUGUAUCCGGACGCUAAGCCUGCGCGGGGAGGGGGAAGAUGGGGGAAAGCGGGCGCGGGGGCAGGCGCGGGCGGCGGGGGACAUUUGGGUGAAGAGGCGGCGGAAGUGGAGGAUUAUAGGGACUCCGCGGGGGUGGGGCGGGAGGGGGAGGUGGUGGGGGAGGAUGCCAAGAAGAAGAGGAGCCGACUGGAUGACGAGGUGGUGACGUGGCGAGGCGCGCCGUGGAGAUUCGACGUUGGUGAUUGGCUGAGCAGCUGCAAUGGGGAGUCGGGGGUGAUCAAGACCGUGGAGGUGGGUGCGGGGGGGAAUAAGGAGGGAGGUGGGACUGGGGGAAGGGGAGGGUGCGGGAGGAGGGCUUCGAGGGGAGGGAAGCAAGGGGAAGAAUGGGAUUGGGUGAAGGUGCUCGAGGAGGUGUACGGCAACAAGUGCAUGCAGGACUGCAAUGGGGUGGGCACGUGUCACUACGACACUGGCCGCUGCCGCUGCCGCAUCGGAUACACAGGGGCGGACUGUUCUCACAUGGACGCGCAUCCCUGCUCCUCCCCACCCACGUCUUCUGCGGGAGUGGUGGGCGGGAGUGCGUGGGCGUGUGCGGGGGAGUGCGACCUGCACUCAGGCCUUUGCUUCUGCGGUGCUGCCUCCCUCUUCCCCCUCCGUCCCGUCCCCGACCCCUGUGGCUUUGCGCAUGACUUAGCAGCAGCGGUGGACAGAACGCGAAAGGACACGGAGGCCCUGUACGCCAACACCACGCACUACCCCGGCUGGUGCAACACCCGUCCUGAAGCAGUGGGGGUGGGCAUGGGCGGCAGCAUGGCGAUGGGCGGGGCGGAGCCGCGGGCGCGGUGCACGUGUGACUAUGACGGGGCGGUGGGGGCAUUCUGUCACGUGCCUGUGGCGGCCUUCUGUGUCAACCAGUGCUCGGGGCACGGCACGUGCAUACGAGGGCACUGCCAGUGCAACGAGGGCUGGUUCAGCGUUGAUUGCAGCGUGCCCUCCCAAGCCACAUUCGCCGACCCUCAGCUCCCGGCCUGGCUGCAGCCCUUCGACCAGGCCAAGAGGGGGAGACAGGACGAGGAGGACGGGGAGGGAGAGGGGGAGACAGAAGAAGAUGCGGAGGGAGGGGGAUAUGGUGGUGAGGGUGCUGCUGAUGGUGGGAGAAACGCUGCUGGUGAUCGGGCAGGUGCAGGGGGGGCAGGGGGGGCAGCAGGGGGAGCAGUUGGAGCAGGGGGGCGGAACGAGGUGGUGAAGCGGCGGCCGUUGAUCUACAUCUACGAUCUACCGCCGCAGUUCAACAGCAACUUGCUGCAGGGCCGGCGCGGCAAGAAGGAGUGCGUGCCUCGGCUGUAUGACCGCCUCAACCGCACCGCCUUCCUGCCCGACCAUAUCCACGGCAUGGAGAUCGCCCUGCACGAGGCGUUGCUGGCAAGCAAGCACCGCACGACCAACGCGGAGGAGGCGGAUUUCUUCUUUGUGCCCGUCUACGCCUCCUGCUUCUGCCUGCGCCUCACCAACGCCGGGGAUGCUUCCGGCAUCCAGCUCCUGCCGCACGUGCAGGGCAGCUGGGCGUGGCACGUGGCAGAGAUGUACUCAGCAGUGCACCGCCACAUCGUGCAUGCCUACCCCCACUGGAACAGAAGUCGCGGCCGCGACCACCUCUGGCCCAUGGGCACAGAUGAAGGGGCUUGUUUGGCCCCUCAAGCCAUCUGGCACGGCAGCAUGCUCACGAGCUGGGGCAACAGCAUGGCAGCUCACUCCCACUCAGUCAAGGCGGCACCGCAGCAGCGGUGGGACGACAUACCCCUGACGCUGAGGGGCGGCCACCUGUGCUACUCCGCUGCCAAGGAUAUUGUGCUGCCAGCCUGGCUGCCGCCCAAUGUGAAGCACCUGCAUGAGCAGUACUGGCUCAGGUCAUUUGAGGAGAGGGAGCACCUCUUCUAUUUCGCUGGUGACUUAGGAUCUGAGUACAAGGGGGGCUCUCCUGAUACCAGGUUCAGCUUCGGCAUUCGGCAGGCCGUGGCUCGAGAAUUCGCCUCGGUGCCAAAUAACAAGGGGCAGCUGGGGUCGCAGCAGGAGGAGGGGGUGAUUGUGACGAAUGAGAGGGGCAAGGGGCACAGCGCUCAGCUGGGCAACGCCCGGUUCUGCGGAGUCUUCCCCAGCAAUGGCUUCAAUGCUGACAUGGAAGAGGCGAUGAAGCAUGGCUGCAUCCCUGUCAUCAUUCAGGACGGCAUCCACCUGCCAUUUGAGAACGCCUUGGACUAUGCUUCAUUCUCAGUGCGCAUAGAGGAAAGGGACAUUCCCAACAUGCUCACAAAGCUCAAGGCUAUCACUGCGGGGCAUGGGAGUGCGCUGCAAGGUACAGUGCAGAAGGUGUGGCAGCGGUUGUCGUACCACUCGGUGAUCGCACAGGAGGCCAAGAGGCAGCAGGACGACUAUGGACACAACGAGGCAUGGGCUUUUGGCAUCAGCUUGCUGAAAGACGACGACGCCAUUGAUACACUCAUUGAGGUUUAUCCUACUGGAGACAUCAUGGCGAACGCGGCUCCGCUUAAUCCGUCCGCCGCGGCAAUGGCAGCAGCACAGGCUAUAGUAGCACUGCGAAAGGUCUCCAAAGCGGCCGCUAACGCCAACCUGAAAGUCCCGGAGAAUGCAGCAACUGAUGAAGCUCGUGCCUGCGAGGUUGAGCUUAGCCACUUCCGUGGCAUGGACGACCGCGAGCUUAAUCUCACGCUACACGUCACAAGCCUGACCCGAGAUAAGCAAGGUCCUGACAUCCAAGGCCUCACUGCACGACCCGUUGCAAAAAAGCAGGUAUGA